UCUCUACAAAGUGGGAGCCUUUUCUGCUGGAAGGGCAGCCUUGGAGGACGUACAUUUUUAAUUGUGAUUUUGAUUCAUGUAAACAUUUAUCCAGAAACUUUGGGAUAUUUUUGUUUUUAAAAUAUUUUCGGUUCAGAAACCAGUUUCUGCCGCCAGCAUGAAUACUAGGGUGGGAUCUAAUGCAAAGGCGUCUUCUGGGAGUGGCAUGUGCGCAAUGAGCUGAGACAUCCCGGCGUCACUCGCCCCAGCCGUAGGAAGCAGCGCGAAAGGAAUCAUUCCAAGUUUGAGGACGACGCGAGUUCAUCCCCGUGAUCCGCUCUCAGGAACUGGACCGCUCUUCUAAAUCCAUGUCCGCAUCCACGAACCUCCCAUCGCUCUGGAAACAGAAGAGCGGGUCCAAGCUGAGGUCAUCUAAAACAGACUUAAAAACAUCAUUGGAUGAAUGUGUGGCGGCUCUGGACUUGUUUCUAAGCAACAGAUUUGAAGAUGCUUUGGCCAAGCUCCGUUCAAAAGCCAAAGACAGCAUGUACCACUCCUUGACUUAUGCCACAAUACUGGAAAUGCAAGCCAUGAUGACCUUUGAACCUGAGGAUAUUAUUAAUGCUGGGAAUACAAUGAAAGAUGCCCAAGCAGUCUGUCAAAAGUUUAGGAAAAAAAACACUGUUGCAGAUUCAAUCAACAACUUGAUGAACAGGCAAACUGCAGAGCAUUUCACUGAAGAGGAAAUGCAUGCUGAAGUCUGCUAUGCUGAAUGCUUAUUACAGAGGGCUGCUCUGACUUUCCUACAGGAUGAGAACAUGAUUAGCUUCAUCAAAGGUGGCAUCAAAGUAAGAAAUAGCUACCAGACAUACAAGGAACUUCUUAAUAUUGUGCAAUCAUCUAGCUACACCAAAGGAGAGAACUACAGCCAUUUGGAAGGAGGUGUUCAACUUGGAAUUGGAGCUUUCAAUCUAACUUUAUCUCUAUUGCCAACGAGGAUACUCCGACUUUUAGAAUUUGUUGGAUUUUCCGGAAAUAAGGAAUACGGUCUGGAACAACUACAGGAAGGAGCAUCCACUGAAAACUUUCGGGCUCUUCUUUGUACCAUGCUGCUUCUGUGUUAUCACACGUUCAUGAGUUUUGUACUAGGCACCGGUGAAGGUGACGUUGAUGAUGCAGAACGAUUACUGUUACCUUUUCUUAAACGGUAUCCAAAGGGUGCUAUCUUCCUGUUUUUUGCAGGAAGAAUUGAAGAAAUCAGAGGCAAUAUUGAUGCAGCAAUUUUACGCUUUGAGGAGUGCUGUGAGGCCCAGCAACACUGGAAGCAGUUUCAUCACAUGUGCUACUGGGAGCUGAUGUGGUGUUUUACUUUCAAACGCCAGUGGAAAAUGGCAUAUUUCUACGCUGAUCUAUUGUGUAAGGAAAAUUCGUGGUCUAAGUCUACAUACAUGUACAUGAAAGCAGCCUAUCUCAGCAUGUUUGGAGAAGACGACUAUAAGCCAUUUGGAGAUGAUGAAAUUGAAUUAUUCAGAAAAGUGCCAAAUAUGAAACAGAAAAUUGCUGGGAAGUCUCUGCCAACAGAAAAGUUUGCGAUCAGGAAAGCUCGCCGCUAUCUUUCACAGAAUCCUGUAAAACUCACAGUGCCUGCCUUGGAAAUGAUGUACAUUUGGAAUGGCUAUACAGUAAUUGGUAAACAUCAAGACCUGACAGAAGGCAUGCUUGAGACCCUUAACAAUGCUGAAAGGAGACUUGAUCGUGCCCCAGUAAAUGAGUACCUGAUGGAUGACCAAUGUUUGGUGAAGCUGCUUAAAGGUCUUUGUCUGAAACAUUUGGACAAACUGUUGGAAGCAGAAGAGUACUUCAGUUGGAUUCAUACGAAUCAGCAUAUGAUCAAGUAUGACCAUUACCUGGUUCCAAAUGCUUUACUGGAACACGGUCUUCUUUGCAUGCAAGAAGGGAGGAAUGAGGAGGCAAUAAAAUUUCUGGAAAGCGCAAAGCAAGAUUACAAGAAUUACUCAAUGGAGUCACGAACACAUUUUCGAAUCCAAGCUGCUCUUCUCAAGUUGAAAUCACACACACAAAAUGGGAAUCAAUUAUUGCUGCCUUCUCUAUAAGAGAUGUUUAAAUGAUCCUGACAAAACACCUACAAAAUCCACAUUGAUGAUUCACUUUUUUCUGGAGAAUGGUACAUCUGCAUUUACUGGUAAUCUGUUGUGAACUUUUUGUGGUAGAGAACAAUUGCAACUGGGCUCUCAGGAAUUAUGUGGACAACUGGGUUUACUUUGGUUCAGGGAAACAGUGAAUUAUUGGUUUAGUAAUUUACAGCACAAUUAUUUCUAAAUAAGUGUCCUUGUUGUAAAAAUGUAAAUACAUUAUUUCAUAUGCAACUAUAAUUGUACAAGAUUUUGGGUAUGUGGAAGCAAUAACCAUUGAUACAAAUAACUUCUGUUAUUAAAAUGUAUUACUAUUCAAAACUCAUGGACAUCCAAAAGAUAAUAUCAAUAUGUAUUUCAAGACAUAAACUACUUGCAUUUAAAUAGAGCAAAUAACGCACAUCAUUUUUAGCAUCUUUUAUUGUCAGUGACAGUGUCCAAUGUGUUUAGCCCAUUUCAGCCAAUAACAUGUCUUUUGAGAUGUCAGUUCAUAUUGAAGGUGUUUGAAAAAUAUUGUGAAGAAAGUGAUUGACAAAUGUGUGAACAGAGGCAGCUUUUGAUUUUUACUCUUAAAUAUGUUGCCUAUAGAAGAUUUUACAUGCUAUGAUGGCAUGUAAUUUAUUGCAAUAAAACUACACUUGCUAUUCUCCUAACCAACCGACAAAUCACAUUAGGACCUACACUCCCACUAAGUGGUAGGGCCCGAAUUCGGAAAAGCUUCAGCAUUCCACAACUUUCCCUGUGCACUGGCAGGUCAUUAGCAGAAUGGAGACAAUGACAAAACAGAAUGUAAAAAGUUGUACCAGGUAUUUUAUAUUCAGGGCUACUUUCCUUCAAAAUACAGGAGGUUUAAAAAAGUAAAUAAAAUGCCAUCUGUGAUUGUUUUACAUCGACAUUCUGGAAAUAAAAGGUGGUCAUUAGAAGGUAUUACUUUUUCCCCCUCUAUCCCCAGUUUUCAAUCUUUAUAUACAAACUUUUGUUUUUGACUCCACCAUCCAACUUUCUAGAUAUAAACAUACUGUGGUAUCUCCCUUCCAGAGAAAUAUGGCAAAGCUUUCAUAUGUCCAUAUCAAGAUGAGAACUUCUCCAACCCGUGAUAAUUAUUUCCUGUGAGAGGCAAAGAAUUUAGGACUAAAAGGAAAAAUACUUUGCAAGAUUUCUUUCUGAUCUACAGAGCCAAUUGAAAGCAAUUCAGGAGAUCACACAUACUUCAAUUGCAAGAUCCACUUGUAUGCAGUCUAGUCUCUGCCCUGGCCUAAAUCUGAUUCAGUUUCCUCUGAAAUGCUAAUUGGCACUCUGCACCAACUGGCAAAGUAUUCCAGUGAUUCGCUGUUUUUGUUUGGGAAAUGAAGAACUAACUUUCAAUCAAUUACCAUUUGUUCAUAAUUUAAAUUGACAUGGACCAUUUUCCCUGUCAUCAAAUUGAAAUAACCCAAUUAUAGUCACAAUCCCAGUUUUUCUUAUUUUCUGUAACUCUCCUCUGAGCCUUUGCUGUUUGAAAUAAAUAGUCUCAGUUCUUUGACCAUAACUAAGAUUCUUUAAGCCAGGGUUCAUUCUUGCUUAAAAUAGGAAUAUACCAACAAAUAUAAUUAAAGUGUGGUGUUUUUCUAUUUAUACAAGUGAGUGAGAGCAGUGCUCUUAAAAAGACCAAGUUUCCAUUUUGCCUUGUGUAAAGCAUAAAUACUCAAAAGCCAGGUAGGCAGAUAGAAAGUAAAGCACUUUGCACUCUGCUUAAGUACAAUGGUGGAGCUCAAUCUUCUAUAAUAUAAAUUGAAUUUUGUCCCUUAAAUACUGAAUAGAUUUAUGCAAUUGAAUAAGCUGCUAGGUAAUGCAAAGUUUUGCUUUACAAUCAUCUUCAAGGUAGUCAACUCUGGUUGAAUUCAGUCUUAGAGUAUCACAUUAUAUAAUGACCAACCCCAAUGGCCUUUCUUUAGUGGUCAUAAGAAUAUGAAGAAUAAAAUGCUUAAAGAGAACAAAAUUAUUUUAAGAGCCAAUAAAUUUCCAGUCAGGAGAAAAAUCAUCUUCAAUUUCUGGAAACUCCAGUUACUCUAUAAAACAUAAAUUUGAGAAUCCCAAGGAGCUUUUCACAUCCAAUUGACUUGACAACCAUAUUGCACAUUACACUGUUCAAGGUCCAAGCCAAAUUAAGUUUUUUUUUCUUAACAGGUAUCUUUGUAUAAAUAGUUCUCACGUUCCAUUGUGUUGAAAGGGCAAUAGAAAAGUAACAGUCCACCUGCUGCUGAAUUGAGAUAAUGAAAAUUGAAGGAUACCAUCACUUUGCUGUUAAAACAGGCAGAUUUAGCAGUUCUACAGUAGACAUGCAUCUCUUCAUUAUAUUUAUUAUUAAUCUAAUGCAUUGACUUGACAGAAACAUUGGAAAACAUUGCAUUUAAGCUACACAGUCUGAAAUAUGUCAUUUCUUCAUCAAGGGUAUCAUGGAAUUGGGUCCAUAAUUAUAGAAUUUGUAAAUGAGAUACGAGUUUUGACAGCUGAUUAUAUGUUCUGCUGGAUUCAGGACAAGAAAUACUGUUUCAUAUUGUUUAAACAUUAAAAUUUUAAAUAUUUAGCUUUGUCAUUGUUUAUAUUUAUGAAGUCAACCAUAAUUAAUACAGCUUACGUGCAAAUUACUAAUAGUUACUUAGAUUUAUUUAGUAUCUUUAAAAUAGGAAACAUUACAAAACAUCACGGUUCAUAUGAACAACGUUUAAUAGUGACUCAGCAAAAGAGGACAAGGAGUCACAAAAGGCAAGGUUUAAAAGUUUAAGGAGAUCCUAGGAUAAAGUAGUAGUACAGGGAAGGAUUUGAGUUGGCAUCAAGCGCAGAAGUGAGUCUGCUCCACCAUUCUGUCAUGGCUGAUUUAUUUUUCCCCUCUCAACCCCAUUCUUCUGCCUUCUCCCCAUCAACUGCUUUAAAUAUACCCAAAGACUAGGCCUCCACAGCCACCUGUGGCAAAGAAUUCCACAGAUUCACCACCCUCUGGCAAAAGAAAUUCCUCCUCAUCUCUGUUCUAAAGGGGCAUCUUUCUAUUCUGAGGCUGUGCCCUCUGGUCCUAGACUCUCCCAUUACCGGAAACAUCCUCUCCACGUCCACUCUAUCCAGGCUUUUCAAUAUUUGGUAGGUUUCAAGGAGAUCCUCCCUCAUGCUUCUAAACUCCAGCGAGUAUAGGCUCAGAGCCAAACACUCCUCAUGCAUUAACCUUUUCAUUCACAGGAUCAUUCUUGUAAACCUCCUCUGGACUCUCUCCAACACCAGAACAUCCUUCCUCAGACAUGGGGCCCAAAACUGCUCACAAUACUCCAAAUAUGGCCUGACCAAUGCGUUAUAAAGCCUCAGCAUGACAUCCUUGCUUUUAUAUUCUAGUCCUCUUGAAAUCAAUGCUAACAUUGCAUUUGCCUUGCUUACUACCAACUCAAUUUGCAAAUUAACCUUUAGGGAAUCCUGCACUAGGCCUCCCAAGUCCCUUUGCACCUCCUGAAUUCUCUCCCCAUUUGGAAAAUAGUCUACACCUUUAUUCCUUCUACCAAAGUGCAUAACCAUACAUUUCCCAAUGCUGUAUUCAAUCUGCCACUUCUUUGCCUGUUCUCCCAACUUGUUCAAGUCCUUCUGCAGACUCCCUGCUUCCUCAACACUACCUGCCCCUCCACCUUUGUAUCAUCCACAAACUUGGCCACAAAGGCAUCAAUUCCCAUCCAGAUUAUUAACAUAACGUGAAAAGUACCAGACCCAACACCGACUUCUGCGAACACCACUAUCACCGGCAGCCAACCAGAACAGGCCCCCUUUAUUCCCACUCUUUGACUUCUGCCAGUCAGCCAAUCUUCUAUCCAUGCUAGUAUCUUUCCUGUAAUACCAAUGAUGGAAUAAAGAGUGAAGGAUGUGUAAUGCUGCCAGAGAUGAAAGAACAUAGUAUUCUUAGUGUUGUAGGUGGUUAGGAAGUAAUAGAGCAGUGAGAAAAGAAAGUAAUUUCAGUAUGAGGAUGACAUCUUCAAAUGAGAGAUUUUAGUGGACCGGCAACUACUCAGUUAUCUCAAAUAAUGAUGAGUUGGAGUACAGGAAGGAGAUAGUGAGUUUAGUGGAAUGGUGUCAUGACAACAACCUUUCCCUCAAUGUCAGCAAAACAAAAGAGCUGGUCAUUGACUUCAGGAAAAGGGGUGAUGCACAUGCACCUGUCCACAUCAACAGUGCUGAGGUCGAGAGAGUCAAGAGCUUCAAGUUCCUGGGAGUGAAUAUCACUAAUAGCCUGUCCUGGUAGAACCACGUAGACGCCACGGCUAAGAAAGCUCACCAGCACCUCUACUUCCUCAGGAGGCUAAAAAAAUUCGGUUUGUCCCCUUUGACACUCACCAAUUUUUAUCGAUGCACCAUAGAAAGUAUCCUAUCUGGAUGCGUCACAGAUUGGUAUGGCAACUGCUCUGCCCAGGACUGCAAGAAACUGCAGAGUUGUGGACGCAGCCCAGCGCAUCACAGAAACCAGCCUCCCCUCCAUGGACUGUCUAUACCUCUUGCUGCCUUGGUGAAGCAGCCAGCAUAAUCAGAGACCCAACCCACGUGGGUCAUUCUAUCUCCUCUCCCAUCAGGAAGAUGAUACAAGAGCCUGUGGGCACAUAACACCAGUCUCAAGGACAGCUUCUAUCCCAGUGUGAUAAGACUAUUGAAUGGUUCCCUUAUACGAUGAGAUGGACUCUUGACCUCAAUCUACCUUGUUGUGACCUUGCACCUUAUUGUCUACCUGCAAACCUGUAGCUGUGACACUUUACUCUGUACUCGUUUUUACCUGUACUACCUCAAUGCACUCUGUACUAACUCAAUGUAUCUGCACUGUGUAAUGAAUUGAUCUGUACGAACAGUAUGGAAGACAAGUUUUUCACUGUACCUUGGUACA
This is a messenger RNA of Pristis pectinata (smalltooth sawfish), 7014 nucleotides long. RefSeq names its product tetratricopeptide repeat domain 39A (gene ttc39a). Lineage: Eukaryota; Metazoa; Chordata; Chondrichthyes; Rhinopristiformes; Pristidae. Bases 348 to 2093 code for a protein of 581 amino acids. The transcript is spliced from 18 exons. The record is from RefSeq and is a predicted model, not a curated record. Gene Ontology annotation, molecular function: protein binding.